Molecule: messenger RNA, 1530 nt
Organism: Exophiala oligosperma
Lineage: Eukaryota; Fungi; Ascomycota; Eurotiomycetes; Chaetothyriales; Herpotrichiellaceae
Exons: 5
Coding region: 1-1530 (509 amino acids)
Biological process (GO): transmembrane transport
Molecular function (GO): transmembrane transporter activity
Source: RefSeq, a predicted model, not a curated record
AUGCUCGACGCAAAGAAAGUGGAAGCCGGCAUUGCCGAAUCCGAGCCUCAAGAGCAUGUGGAACAGUGUCUUGCUGAAGACAAUGGCCGCACGCUAAAAUACCGCAACGGAAUCCUGCUCGAUCCUCAGCCGAGUGAGGAUCCUCAUGACCCUCUGAACUUCCCACUCUGGCAGAAAGCAUGUCUUCUGGCCAUUUUAUCCUAUUGGGCUUUUCUUGGAACCACAAAUCUCAUUAUUGUGGGGCCAUCCUUCUUCGAAUUGAAUCAACACUACGGCGCAAGCUUUACAGAGCUUUCGUACACCAUCAAUGGACCAUUGGUAGCUUAUGGUGCUGGCUGCUUGUUCUGGGUGCCCUUCUCCAAUAUCUACGGGUUGAGGGUUUGCUUUCUGGUGUCCUCCCUCUGUGCUGCAUCGAUAUCGAUAUGGGCAGCACUAGCAUCUACUUUUGGAGAAUUCGUCGCCGCUCGCGUUUUGGCUGCGUUCUUCUAUGCCGCCCCUGAGGCGAUCGGCCCUCAGGUCGUGGCUGAUGUCUUCUUUUUGCAUCAGCGUGCGACCGCCACUGGAGCAUUCACUGUGUUCCAGUUCCUGGGUUUCUCCUUGGCCGGGCUCAUUGGGGGAUUCGCAACUUUGAACCUUGGGUGGCGGGCUCCUUCCUAUGUCAUGGUGUACACCACGUUCGGGGCUUUUGUAGGCAUUUUCUUCCUGAUGCCGGAAACUACCUAUACACGGUCGGGUAGGUUCGAAGUGGGUGAAAAACGUCGGAUUGUCGAUGGACUUCGUCUUUGGCAUGCCAGUGGCGGAGGAGAUCCCAAAGUUAAGAGCAAGAUUGCUGCUUUCACAUACCCGUGGUACUAUCUUCCACAUCCAAUCGUGCUACUGGCGACGGCGUAUUUCUCGAUUUUUCUCGCCACCAACGACUAUAUGCUGACCACCAACUCGGUGUCCUAUCCUUUGGAGUUCGGAUUCAAUCUGUCUGAUGUUGCAUUGACCUCUAUUGCCCCAUCGCUUGGGAAUAUCUUUGGGAUCAUCUAUGGAGGCCUUGCCAACGACAAGUUUGUGGAAUGGAGGAUGAAAUCCAAGGGCGACUUCCAGCCAGAACUACGUUUGCCUAUGCUACUGCUGACGGCGAUCGUUGGCCCCGCUGGCCUCAUCAUGUUCGGGUGCGCGACAGAGUACCACGCUCAUUGGGUUGUUCCGCUCAUUGGCGAAUUCCUUAUGGCAUUCGGGUCUAUAGUAGCAGGAAACGUGGUUUACACCUAUAUCGCAGAUACAUAUCUCGAAAGGGCAGACACCGCAUUGGUUAUGCUGAAUGGUCUGAAGAACCUAUCUGCGUUUGGUUUGGUCUACGCUGUCACACCUUGGAACACCUACAGCGGGUAUGCGAUCUCAUUUGGCGGACUGGCUGUGAUCCUAUUUGCCUUUCACCUUCCGGUUGCUAUACUCUGGUGGAAGGGUGCUGCUAUUCGCCAAUGGCAACGAGUGAAGUGGCAUUCUGGAACUGUCGCCGUACAUGGAGAAGGAUUGAAAUAA